CCCAUAUUGGAAUCGGAAUCAUUUCACACUGUAUACUAUGAAGAAGUAUCGUGAGUCCAUGGAUAUCCAUGACUCGUGGAGAUACACUAGGCGUAACCUUUCAAGAAAUAGAUUCCAUGGUGAACGUGUCGAAAUCAUGUCCAGGAUGUCUUUGUUGAUGAAGGAGGUUUACGGCGAAGCUGCAUACAACUCUUCAAGCCAGCCCCGUUGGGAACAUCUGGCAGAGAGAUGUAGCUAUGCAAAAAUGCCAGAGCAAGGGGUUAACAAAUGCGGCUUUUACAUGUUAAAAGUUGCUUAUCUAUAUGAUGGCACCAAGCUAGUAGAGGAAGUGAAGAAGCGUGAUCCACAUUCUGCCUACUCGAAGGCCGAGUGCCUUUUUUAUGUUCUUUUUCACCAUAGUAAUGAGAUUCGGCGCGACUAGUGGCCGCGGGAGAUGGCUGGCAUUGCUAAGUCGUUACAACCGUAGUCGCAGGACAGCGGUGCAAGUAGAUGAAUAUGUGGAUGUGUUUUAUGAAAGUUUUGUCAGUUUUCUGUAUUUUGUAGCAAGCAUGCUAACUGCAUCAUUAUGCACGUGCAAGUAUUUGCUCCGAUGUGUAGUUUACAUUCGUGAA
Triticum dicoccoides is the source of this 611-nucleotide messenger RNA. RefSeq lists its product as uncharacterized. Bases 38 to 421 code for a protein of 127 amino acids. The record is from RefSeq and is a predicted model, not a curated record. Lineage: Eukaryota; Viridiplantae; Streptophyta; Magnoliopsida; Poales; Poaceae. The transcript has 3 exons.